AUGAACUCAUCGGGUAUGGCUACUGAGGCUCGGCAUGAUGAGUAUAAAGAUAAUGAUGAUGAUGAUGAUAAGCCUAUAGUGUUCAAGAGAAGUGAUCAUAAUGGAGAUUCUGAGGAUGCAAGACCUUUAAGCUCAAUAAUUUUCAGGAAUUCCCCUUUGAAUAGGCGGCCAAGUCAAUAUGAGUCAGAUGAUGAAGAUGACGCUCCAAUAUCUUCAAGGUUUCAAAAGAAGAAUGGUAAACAAGACUCUACUAAUAAAAAUAAUAGUUCAACACUUGAGAAUGCAGGGGUGCCCAACAAAGUAUGUGGCAAGAGGCUUCUGGAUAAGGGCAGUUCUGCAGAUCAAUCUUCCAUGAAGAAGCUCAAGGUAUCAUCUUCAUCUACGUCAGUUUCUGGCAUACAAAGUGAUCAUAAGAGGAAGGUUGUGGUAUCAUCACCUAAAACAUUACCUUUCAAAGAAGAUGAAACUGACGAUGACGAUGAUGUUCCAAUUUCCAAGAGAAUCAAGUCAGAUUUCUCCAAUAGUAAGAAACCAACCGCAAAAACUAAAUUAGGAAAACAGAGUUGUACGUCAUCAGCUACGAAGUCCAAAGUGAAAAGAUCAGUAGUUUCUCCUCCGUCCAAGACAAGGAGCAAAAAGUCUAAGAAAGUGAUCAAGGACUCUAAGUUUGCCAAGUCUUCAAAAUCUUUACCUUCUGGUGAUGGGAAAAAGAAAUGGACUACCUUGGUACAUAAUGGUGUUACUUUUCCACCUCCAUAUGAACCUCAUGGGGUGAAGAUUUUAUAUAAGGGGAAGCCAGUCGACUUAUCUCCUGAGCAAGAAGAGGUUGCAACGAUGUUUGCUGUGAUGAGGGAGACAAACUAUUAUAGUAAACCUCGAUUUAGGGAGAACUUCUGGAUUGAUUGGCGAAAACUACUUGGCGAGAACAAUGUGAUACAGAAGCUGGAUGAUUGUGACUUUACCCCCAUAUAUGAUUGGCAUUUGGAAGAGAAGAAGGAUAAUGAUGGGCUGGUGAAAAAAGCUUCAAAAGAGAAAAAGUUGAAGGAGGAGAAGUAUAUGUGGGCUAUAGUGGGCGGUGUCAAAGAGAAGGUUGGAAGUUUCAAUGUUGAACCUCCUGGGCUAUUCUGUGGUCGUGGAGAACAUCCCAAGAUUGGAAAACUGAAAAAACGUAUCCAUCCUUGUGACGUUACUCUAAAUCUUGGGAAAGAUGCUCCUAUCCCUGAAUGUCCCAUCCCUGGUGAAAGAUGGAAAGGAGUAAAGCAUUAUAACACAGUCACCUGGCUAGCUUUUUGGACUGAUCCUAUAAACCCACCAGGUAUCAAGUAUAUUUCUCUGUCACCUAGCAGUUCUCAGAAAGGCCAAAGUGACAAGAAUAAGUACGAGAAAGCUAGGAACCUUAAGGACCACAUAGACAGUAUAAGAGCAUCGUACACCACAAAUUUUACUGCUGAGGAUGUUUCAAAGCGACAGAUAGCAGUGGCUAUCUAUCUCAUUGAUAAACUGGCACUUAGAGCUGGUAAUGAGAAGGGUGAUGAUGAGGCAGACACUGUUGGUUGUUGUACGUUAAAAGUAGAAAAUGUGGAGUGUGUUCCUCCGAAUAAGUUAGAGUUCGACUUCCUUGGUAAAGAUUCAAUCCAAUAUAUGAAUACGGUGGAGGUUGAACCUUCUGUUUACAAAGCCAUUGGGCAGUUCAGGGCUGGUAAAGCCAAUUCAGACGAUCUUUUUGAUGAGUUAAACACAAACAAGGUGAAUGCCUAUCUUAAGAAGCUUAUGCCUGGCCUCACCGCUACAGUUUUCCGUACAUAUAAUGCAUCCAUCACGCUGGACGUAAUGUUGAGGCAAGAGACCAGAGACGGAGAUGUUAACCAGAAAGUAGUAGUUUAUCAGCAAGCAAACAAGGAGGUAGCCAUAAUAUGUAAUCACCAGCGUACUGUUUCAAAGUCUCACGGUGCACAAAUCGAGAGAUUGGCUGGAAAAAUCAAAGAGCUUAAGGAGGGUCUAAAAGAACUUAGAACCAAUCUGGAGAGAGCUAAAAAGGGAAAAGCUCCAUUGGAAGGCUCUGAUGGGAAGAAAACGAAGAACAUAACUCCAGAAACGUUGGAGAAGAAGAUAGCUCAGAAGAUGAUGAAGAUAGAGAAGAUGGAACGAGACAUGCAGACAAAGGAGGAAUUGAAAACGGUGGCGCUGGGGACGUCUAAGAUCAACUACCUGGAUCCUAGGAUCACGGUAUCGUGGUGCAAACGCCAUGAAGUACCCAUUCAAAAGAUAUUCAACAAGUCUCUUGUGGAGAAAUUUGCGUGGGCGAUGGACGUAGAACCUGACUUCACAUUCUAA
This is a messenger RNA of Capsella rubella, 2334 nucleotides long. RefSeq names its product DNA topoisomerase 1 alpha. Gene Ontology annotation, cellular component: chromosome; nucleolus. The record is from RefSeq and is a predicted model, not a curated record. The transcript has 14 exons. Gene Ontology annotation, molecular function: DNA binding; DNA topoisomerase type I (single strand cut, ATP-independent) activity. Gene Ontology annotation, biological process: DNA replication; chromosome segregation; DNA topological change. NCBI's taxonomy places the organism in Eukaryota, Viridiplantae, Streptophyta, Magnoliopsida, Brassicales, Brassicaceae. The coding region runs from base 1 to 2334 and encodes 777 amino acids.